UCCUCCUCCUCCUUUUAACGGCCGCGCGCCCGGCCUGGGUUGGGAGGGACGGAGGCGGCCCGGCAUGAUGGAGCUCUCGGCCGCCUGGCACACGCUCAGCACCGGCCUGGUGCCGCCCGCCGCCCUCGGCCUGGCAGCGCCCAGAUCCAGCUUGGCAGGGCCACUGAAGGACAGUGACCUGCAGGCCGCCGUGGACGUCCUGCGCCAGUAUGGCCUGCACUCUGUCCUGGAGGAGUGGUUCCUGGAAGUCCUGCAGACGGACCUCCAGGCCAAUGUGGCCCCGGAGUUCUGGAACUGCAUCGCACAGUAUGAAAAUACGGCGGAGGAGCCACAGUGCUCCCUGCUGCUCCUGGACGCUUUUUGCCUCCUGAAGUGCCGCCUGGACCCUUACCUGCGUAGCAUGGAGCUCCUGGAGAGGUGGACCAAAGCAGGCCUGCUGCUCGGGACGGGAUCCCAGGGGCUGCAGGAAAAGGUCUACACCCUCUUCCGAGCCAUCCUUUUCUUCUCCACCCCCAAGUCCUUCCAGGAGAUGAUCCAGCGGUUCUACAGCCGCAGCUUCAGGAUCUACAUGCGCCAGUGGAAGCGAGGCGAAGACCGGGCAGGGGAGGGCGAGAGCAGCAUGAGUGAAACUGAGCAAGGGAGCGAGGUGGAGGAGGGUGAGCCAGGCGGCGGCGGCGGCGGAGGAGGAGGAGGCCAGCGAUGUCUGGGCUGCAGCUGUCAGAAGGAUCAGUGCUGGUGCCUGACAGCCAUGGAACAGUUCCGGCAGCUCAGCGAGAUCCUCCACAGACUCAGCCUCCUGGAGCAGGUGAGCGCAGAUGCUGUUACCAACAUCUUGCACAGGAUGAUCGAGGAGAGGAUGGAGUGGAGAUGUCGGGGGGAAUAUGAGCGCUCCUUCCUGAAUGAGUUCCAAGAGUGGAUUGAGAAAGUGAUUGGCUGGCUCAGCAAGGUGUUCCUGCAGGAAGGAGGCAGUACUCAUCCCAGCCCUGAAGCCAGCAGCACCCUGAAGCGCUGGCGCUGCCACGUCCAGAGGUUCUUCUACCGCCUGUACGCCAGCAUGCGCAUUGAAGAGGUCUUCAGCAUCAUCCGAGAUUUCCCAGAGUCAAAGCCCGCGGUGGAUGAUCUGAAGUACUGUCUGGAAAGGACCAAUCAGCGGCAGCAGCUUCUGAGCUCCCUGAAAAGUGCCUUGGAAAUGCGGCUUCUCCAUCCCGGGGUGAACACUUCGGACAUCAUAACCCUCUACAUCUCAGCCAUCAAGGCCCUGCGGGAACUGGACCCUUCCAUGGUUAUUCUGGAGGUCGCCUGUGAGCCAAUCAGGAAGUAUCUGAGAACCAGGGAGGAUACAGUACGGCAGAUUGUGGCUGGUCUGACGGGUGAUGCCGAAGGGUCUGGUGACUUGGCAAACGAGCUCUCCAAAGCGGAUCCAGUGACGCUGGAGAACGGCCAGGAGAGCGACGACGAUGUCUCAGAACCAGAGGACUGGGUGCCAGAUCCAGUUGAUGCCGAUCCAGGAAAAUCCAGUUCCAAGCGCCGGUCCUCGGACAUCAUCAGCCUGCUCGUGAGCAUCUACGGCAGCAAAGACCUGUUCAUCAACGAGUACCGCACCCUCCUGGCCGAUCGACUGCUGCACCAGUUCAACUACAGUGCAGAGAGGGAGAUCCGGAACGUGGAGCUGCUGAAGCUCCGUUUUGGGGAAGCCCAGAUGCACUACUGUGAGGUCAUGUUAAAAGACAUGGCGGACUCGCGCCGCAUCAACGCCAACAUCCGCGAUGAGGAGCAGAAACUCCCCGAGGAAGAGAGGCCUCCCUUCAGCCUGGUGGCCGUUAUCCUAUCCAGCGAGUUCUGGCCACCGCUGAAGGAGGAGAAGCUGGAGCUCCCGGAGCAGAUCAAGGAGGCCAUGGAGGCCUACUCCAAGAAAUACGAGAAGCUGAAGGCCAUGCGGACGCUGAACUGGAAGCACCACCUGGGCCUGGUGAACCUGGACGUGGAGCUGGCAGACCGCAGCCUCUCCCUCUCCGUGUCGCCAGUGCACGCGGCCAUCAUCCUGCACUUCCAAAGCAAGAGCACCUGGACCCUGGAGGAGCUGAGCGAAGUGCUGAAGGUGCCGGUGACCUCCCUGCGGCGCAAGAUGACCCUGUGGCUGCAGCAGGGGGUGCUGCGGGAGGAGCCGCCCGGCACCUUCGCCGUCAUCGAGGAGGAGCAGAAGGACCGGGCCGAGAAGGUGGUGCUGAUCGACAGCGACGAGGAGGGCGACUCGGCCAUGGCCUCCCAGGCCGACCAGAAGGAGGAGGAGCUGCAGCUCUUCUGGACAUACAUCCAGGCGAUGCUGACCAACCUGGAGAGCCUGUCCCUGGAGCGCAUCCACAGCAUGCUCAAGAUCUUCGUGAUGACGGGGCCCAUGGUGACGGAGAUUGACAUGCAGGAGCUGCAGGGCUUCCUGCAGAAAAAGGUCCGGGACCAGCAGCUCAUUUACUCCGGCGGCGUCUACCGCCUGCCCAAGAGCUUCAACUGAGCUGUGUGCUGGAUUCCGGUGGCUUGGGGAUUGUGCUUGGCUGCAAAGUGGCUGCCCGCCCUGCAGGCGGCAGUGUGGUACUCUGACUUGCCUGGCCACGAUGGUUGGAGGCGCUCAUCCUCUGGGGACUGGCCUGCUGGGCCGCCCUGCCCUGUGCAGGUGGAGCUGUGGAGAAAGGCACCCCGUCGGCUGGGGCAUCCGUCCCGUGUGCAGAAGGUUUUGGGACUGUCUGACAAAGGGCUUGUUUGGCCCUCUUCCUUGCUGAUAAUAAAAAUGGCUGCCCGCUUGUCCGGUGGACUGCA
This is a messenger RNA of Hemicordylus capensis (graceful crag lizard), 2811 nucleotides long. RefSeq names its product anaphase promoting complex subunit 2 (gene ANAPC2). NCBI's taxonomy places the organism in Eukaryota, Metazoa, Chordata, Lepidosauria, Squamata, Cordylidae. Gene Ontology annotation, biological process: ubiquitin-dependent protein catabolic process. Gene Ontology annotation, cellular component: anaphase-promoting complex. The record is from RefSeq and is a predicted model, not a curated record. Gene Ontology annotation, molecular function: ubiquitin protein ligase binding. The coding region runs from base 65 to 2509 and encodes 814 amino acids. The transcript has 13 exons.